AUGAAGGACUACUUGACACUAGGCUCCCCUGCAUUCGAGCUCCGAACAUUACUUUGUUUCCUCAAUCCUCUUUUCCUAUCCUUACGUCCUGAAUCACCAAUUCCUCCAACAGCGGGUAGUACCGACAUUUUCAUGAAGAUCAUCGUCAUUGGAGCAGGUCCUGCUGGAUGUGCCUUAGCACACGGCCUGAGGAAAGCCGGAAUCUCUUGCCGGAUCUUCGACAAAGGCGAAGAUGUGUACCGACACCGUCAUUGGGCUUUUACAUUGGGCUGGGCACGGCCCUACCUGCUAGACCUUCUUCCAGACGAUGUUGGUUCUCAGUUAGAUAGAUGUGCUGUCGACCCAAGUAUCGACUGUGCCGCCAUUGGUCAAGACAGGAUUGUUCUUUACAACGGACAGACUCGUGAAGAAGCAUUUGCGUUUCCCAUUCCAAGAGCGAAAGAGAUGAACAUCAGGAAGCUGCGCAUACUGCUCGCUGAGAGUCUUGAUGUGCAGUAUGGGAAGAGGUUCAGCCACUAUGAAACGACUCAUAAUGAUGGUGUCAAGGUAUUUUUCGAGGAUGGGUCAAGUGAAUCAGGCACUAUCAUCAUAGGCAUUGAUGGUGCAGGUUCAAAAGUCCGCCAGUGUCUCAUCGACCGAGGAGCAACACAAGAAACAUUGCCAUUCGCGCUCAUGAACUUCAACGCGUCUUACACGAAGGAGCAGGCGCUCUUCAUCAAAGAACAUCUCCACCCGCUCGUCGACAUCGCAAUUCACCCAGCGGGCCACUACAUUCGUGCCAACGUGCUGGAUAUGCCGGAUAUCGACGACCCGACCACGUGGACAUUCCAGAUCUUGUCCACAUGGCCGCUGAAGAACGUUGAAGAUUACGACAAUGAAACGGAUCGAUUGAAGAGGUUGAAAGCGCAUGUUGCAAGAGAUGGGUGGGCAGAGCCGUACAAGAGUGCCAUCGAAUGGAUACCCGAAGAUACGCCUGUGCUCAAAGAUCAGCUGAAGAUUUGGAAGACUCAGCCGUGGGACAAUCAAGGCGGGCGAAUUACACUCUGUGGUGAUGCAGCGCAUGCGAUGACAUUCCAUCGCGGUCAAGGAGCAAACAAUGCCUUCUUCUCCGCCCACAGUCUAGUCGAAGCCCUAAAAUCCGUCCACCUCGGGACCACCACCCUGAAAGACGCGAUAUAUGCCUACGACGAAAGCAUUUGGAAACGCGGCGCAAACGAAGUCCAAAUCUCAAAAUCUCAGAGUUUCUUCACGCACGACUGGGCCAACUUCAUCAACAGCCCUGUUAUGACACUUGGCACAAAACCUAGCCAUGCAGCAAAGAGUGAAGGAUACCAAUAG
Ascochyta rabiei is the source of this 1338-nucleotide messenger RNA. RefSeq lists its product as uncharacterized. Gene Ontology annotation, molecular function: FAD binding. The record is from RefSeq and is a predicted model, not a curated record. Bases 1 to 1338 code for a protein of 445 amino acids. The transcript is spliced from 3 exons. Lineage: Eukaryota; Fungi; Ascomycota; Dothideomycetes; Pleosporales; Didymellaceae.